Molecule: messenger RNA, 2892 nt
Organism: Malassezia japonica
Lineage: Eukaryota; Fungi; Basidiomycota; Malasseziomycetes; Malasseziales; Malasseziaceae
Product: endopeptidase La
Exons: 1
Coding region: 1-2892 (963 amino acids)
Biological process (GO): protein targeting to peroxisome; protein catabolic process; protein processing
Cellular component (GO): peroxisomal matrix
Molecular function (GO): ATP binding; serine-type endopeptidase activity; ATP-dependent peptidase activity
Source: RefSeq, a predicted model, not a curated record
AUGCCUCAGGCCCAGUGCCUGGGUCUCCUGCGCACGGCCCUUCAAGAACGCAAGGCGCACGAUAGCGACGAGCACAAGGCCGCUGCGCACUCUGACGAGUCGCACGGCGAGCUGAGCAAGGCACAGUCGCAGCGCCCCGUCAUGAUUCUGUGCCUCCCCCGCCUGUCGCCGAGCGAGACGGUGCCACUGGUCAAUGAUACGCUCGAGGGCCUCUUUGAGUGGGGCUGUGUCGCGCGCGUGCUACGCCUCGUCAACUCACCCGUGUCGGAAGAGUGCCGUCUGAUGGUGUCGGGAAUUGCACGCGUGCAAGUCGUGCGCCAGGUGCUGUCAACCGACACGGUCCCUGCCGGAUCGGUGGCGGACGUCAAGGUGCACUCCAAGGACCUCGUCGCCAAGCCGGGCCAGCACGAGACGCCGGCGGCCGCCGACAUGCGCCGCAUUGCGCGCACUAUCACCGAGACCCUCGGCAGGAUCCGUGUUGCGGACGGCACGCUGGUCAACUCGAUGGUGUCGCGCGUCCCGCUCUUGCCACCGGUCCUCGAAAAGCGCGUGCAGGUACUGCUGCGCACCAAGGACCAGAUCAACGCCGGUGUGCUCUCCGACCUGCUCGUUGGCUGGCUCGGUGGCGCCUGUGUAUGGGAGGACCGCCUGACGCACCUCACGCUCGUCGACCCGCCCAAGCGCCUCGAGUUUACCGUCGAGAUGUUUGAGCGUGGGCUGGAGCGCGUGCGUGUCAUGCGCGAGCUGCUGAUGAAUGUGCCGUACGCGCUGCACGAUCAGCAGCGUACGGCGCUUGCGCGUGCGCAGCUCGAGGUGAUUAUCGCACAGCUCGCAAGCAUCAACCCAUCGAUCUCUGCGUCGCUGCGUGUCAUUGGCGACACGAACGAAAAGAGCGAUGAGCGCACCGUGAUCCGCCGCCCACAGGUCAAGAACGACGAGCGCCCGCCGGCGGUGGUGCGCCGCGCCGUGGGCAACGACCCUCGCCGCCCGCCCGAGGACGCGGAUAGCGACGACGAGGAUGACGGCGAAGACGAGGUUGCGCAGCUCUCCAAGCGUAUCGCUGACGCACGCCUCUCGCCCGAGGCGCGCAAAGUGUGUAAACAGGAGCUGCGCCGCCUCAAGCGCAUGCCGACACAGAGCAUGGAGCGUGGCAUCCUGAUCAACUACCUCGAGACCAUGGUCGAUCUGCCGUGGGAGCGCACGACGGCCGAGAUGGACCCUGCGGAGCUCAAGUCGCUGAUUCCCACGUCGCUUGCAGGCGACCUGCAGGACGAGCCGCUGAUUCCGCGCGCACGCAAAGUGCUCGAGGCCGACCACUACGGCCUGGACAAGAUCAAGAAGCGCAUCCUCGAGUACCUUGCCGUGCUCGACCUGAGGCAGGUGCAGGCGCGCGAGUCGGCCGCCGACUCGGCUGCCGAGCAGGCCAAGGACCAAGGCGAGGAGCCGCUCCAGAUCGGCCCGAUCUCGGUGCAGUACAAAGGCCCCAUCCUGCUGCUCGUUGGCCCGCCCGGCACCGGCAAGACGUCGAUUGCGCGCUCGCUCGCGGCCGCGUUGCAGCGUCCAUUUACGCGCCUCUCGCUCGGUGGCGUACGUGACGAGGCCGAGAUCCGCGGCCACCGCCGCACGUACGUCGGCGCGCUGCCCGGCUCGAUCGUCACGGCGCUGCGCCGUGCCAAGGUGAGCGACUGCGUGAUGCUCCUCGACGAGGUCGACAAGCUCUCAAGCGGCAACGGCGUGCACGGCGACCCUACCGCGGCCUUGCUAGAGGUCCUGGAUCCCGAGCAGAACCACACGUUCAAGGACCACUACAUCAAUGUGCCGAUCGAUCUGAGCCGCGUGCUCUUUAUCGCGACGGCCAACACCCUCGACACGAUUUCUGAUCCCCUGCUCGACCGCACCGACGUCGUGUCUGUGCCUGGCUACACGCACGACGAAAAGGUAGCGAUCGCCCGCCGCCACAUCCUCCCGAAGCAGAUCAAGGCACAGGGUCUGCAGCCCAACCAAGUCGAGAUCGGCGACGAUGUCCUGCUCAAGAUCGCCACGUCGUACACACGCGAGGCCGGCGUGCGCUCGAUGGAGCGCCGUAUCGGCGAUGUGGUGCGUGCCAAGGCCGUCGAGUACGCCGAGCACCGCUCGCUCGGCGGCGUCUCGUCGAGCAAGCCGUACGACCCGGUGGUGCGCCUGAGCGACCUCGAGCACAUCCUUGGCAUCGAGACGUAUGAGCCGGAAGUCGCCGACGCGGAAGGCGUGCCGGGCGUCGCGACCGGCCUUGCCUACCAGGGCUCGGGCAACGGUGGGAUCCUGCACAUUGAGUCGGCCUUUAUGCCGCCUGGCACGAGCCAGCUGCGGCUUACCGGCUCGCUUGGCGACGUGAUCCGCGAGUCUGCCGAGCUCGCCUUUUCGUGGGUCAAAGCGCACGCUUUUGCGCUCGGCAUCACCGAGACGCGUGCGUCCGAGUUUCCCAAGAACGACGUGCACCUACACAUUCCCUCGGGCGCCACGCCAAAGGACGGCCCGAGCGCAGGCAUCGCCAUGACCUGUGCGCUCGUCUCGCUCUACCUGCGCGUGCCGCUCGACCCGCACCUCGCCAUGACGGGCGAGAUUACGCUCCGCGGCCACGUCACGCCGGUCGGUGGUAUCAAGGAAAAGGUGCUCGGCGCGCACCGCGCGGGCAUCCGCAAAGUCAUUCUUCCCGCACGCAACCGCAAGGACUUUGAGCAGGACCUGCCCAAGGCCGUGCGCGAGGACCUCGACGUGCGGUUCGUCACGACGAUCCAAGAGGCGCUCGUGGCCGUGUUUGGCAUGAGCCUCGAAGCGCAGAUCAAUACACUCUAUGGCGACCGCGAGGGUGCACGCCGGCUCCAGGAGCUCGAAUGGCAUAGCCGUUUGUAA